Messenger RNA from Racocetra persica, 235 nucleotides. The record is from the annotation of a GenBank genome assembly. Lineage: Eukaryota; Fungi; Glomeromycota; Glomeromycetes; Diversisporales; Gigasporaceae.
AUGUCUAUCGCGGGAGUUUUAAGCUUUCUUGAAGAUAAAAAAAAUAGUAAUAUUCAAGGUUUUCAAAAUACUUCUUUCUUGUUGAAAGUGGAAAAGUUUGAAGACCAAGAUACACAAGCUAGAAUGUUUUUCCUUGAUGGCGAUUUUGUGGAAGAACUUUUUUCCAUUCCUGAUGAAAUUGAAGUUAAAGAAAUUAAUAAAACUAAAAAUAGAAAAAUCGAUGUUUUUUUUAGAA